GUCAUGUGACUCCAGCAGCCGCUUCGUCACGUGGUUUCAUCGGAUCAUGUGACCGAUUCUGCACCUGACCCAGAGUCGGGCUGGGGGCGGACGGGACGGGACGGGAUGGAGGCGCGGUUCCUGCUGGCGGUCGCUGUGAGUCUCGCGGGCUGGUGGCGCUCCUUAGCGCUGGGCUGGGCCCCAGAGCAGGACCAGAGUCUCCGGGUCCCUGCUGAAUGGAGGCACCUGGGCCCGGUCGCUCCCUUGGAUGAGCUUGUGUUGACCUUUGCCCUCAGGCAGCAGAACGUGGAGCAUCUGGUGAAGCUGGUGGGAAGAGUCUCAGACCCUGAUUCACCUCAGUAUGGAAAGUACCUGUCACUGGAGGAGCUGCGCACACUCGUCCAGCCAUCUCUCCUCACGCUCAGCACUGUGCACAAGUGGUUGGGGGCCUACGGCAUCAAGGGCUGCAAGACCAUUAGCACCUUGGACUUCCUAGAGUGCGUGAUGCCAGCCAGCACGGCGGAGCGCCUCCUGCCAGGAGCCCAGUUCCAUCGCUACGAGAGCGGCCAGCGCAGCGCUGUGCGCUCCCCUGUCCCCUACACCCUCCAUGAGGAUCUGGCUGAACACAUUGACUUUGUGGGUGGCCUGCACCGGUUCCCUGCGGAAAGGAAGGUGGUGACCAGAGCCUCGGGGAAGGAGGAGGCGACGGCACGGUACCAGCAGAGGGCAGCUUUCCAUCUGGGUGUGACGCCCUCUGUCAUCCGCAAGAGAUACAACCUGACGGACGGGGACAUCGGGGCAUUGCCCAAUAACAGCCAGGCCUGUGCCCAGUUCCUGGAGCAGUAUUUCCACCCGGCUGACCUGGCAGAGUUCAUGAAGCUCUUCGCAAGCAGCUUUGGGCACCGCUCCCGGGUCGACCAGGUGGUCGGGCACCAAGAGCUGGGCAAGGCGGGGCUCGAGGCCAGCCUGGAUGUGGAGUACAUCAUGAGCACAGGUGCCAACAUCUCCACCUGGGUCUUCAGUAAUGCAGGGAGGCAUGAGAGCCAGGAGCCCUUCCUGGCCUGGCUGCUGCUGCUCAGUAACAUGUCCUCGGUGCCCUGGGUGCACUCGGUGAGCUACGGGGAUGAUGAGGACAGCCUGUCCCGGGCCUACAUGGAGCGCGUCAACGUGGAGUUCAUGAAGGCUGCUGCGCGGGGCUUGACUGUGCUCUUCGCCUCAGGUGAUGCUGGAGCUGGCUGCAGAAAGCUUGCUGGAGGGAGCCACACUUUCCGGCCCAGCUUCCCAGCCUCCAGCCCCUAUGUGACCACAGUGGGUGGCACAGCCUUUAAGAACCCCUUCCGAGUGACCUGGGAGGUGACGGAUUAUAUCAGUGGUGGGGGCUUCAGCAAUGUCUUCCCUAUGCCCGACUACCAGGCUGCGGCUGUCAGGAAUUUCUUGCACUCAGCCCCAAAGCUGCCACCCCUCUCCUACUACAACAGCAGCGGCCGUGCCUACCCCGACCUGGCUGCCCUCUCCGACAACUACUGGGUGGUGACCAACCGCAUCCCCCUGCCCUGGGUGUCUGGGACAUCGGCCUCCACCCCCGUGGUAGGGGGCAUUAUGGCCCUGAUCAACGACCGCCGUUUGCAGAAAGGUCUGCCGCCUCUGGGCUUCCUGAACCCGGCGCUCUACAAACUGCAGGAGAAGGGACCUACUGAUGCCCUCUAUGACGUCACCCAGGGCUGCCACCUGUCGUGUCUGGAUGCAGCAGUGGAAGGGCAGGGGUUCUGUGCUGGCCCCUCCUGGGACCCCGUCUCAGGCUGGGGCACCCCCAACUUCCCACAGCUCCUGAAAGCUCUGCUCAACCCGUGAUGCCGGCAGCAGGAGGAAAGGGCUGGGGCUAGAGAGGAGUACGCAGCAGGCUAAACCACAGGACCACCUCCGUUCUCGCCCCUCCCUACUACCACCUCUAACCUGAGAUGGGGCCCCUUCCUCCGAGCUGUAGGACCAAGGGGCCGGUCACUGCUGCUCCUGCUGGGCAGGGCCCAAAGGCCCCUUUACCUUACUGAGCAGGCAGCGAUUCAGGGCCUCCUGGAAAGAAACGGCUCAAGCUUCCCCCUACCUCGCGCUCAGGCCUGCUAGUGCCUCCCUCCAGUUCUCUCAGGCGCUGCUACUCUGCAGGCCAGUGCGGCAGCUGAGCUGUGCAUUCCCCUGCCUGGCCCCAGGCCCCCAGGAGGGGUGACAGGGUGGGAGCUGCUUUGGGGGAGUCCUAUGCAGGGAGGGGAGAUGCUCUCACAUGAACUUUCCUCGGGGAGAAGGCUCACCCUGGCCCCCACUGGCAAUAAAGGUGUUGGCUCCAGA
Messenger RNA from Trachemys scripta elegans, 2319 nucleotides. It is a transcript of the gene TPP1, whose product is annotated as tripeptidyl peptidase 1. The record is from RefSeq and is a predicted model, not a curated record. Bases 106 to 1830 code for a protein of 574 amino acids. The transcript is spliced from 13 exons. Gene Ontology annotation, biological process: central nervous system development; proteolysis. NCBI's taxonomy places the organism in Eukaryota, Metazoa, Chordata, Testudines, Emydidae. Gene Ontology annotation, molecular function: serine-type endopeptidase activity; tripeptidyl-peptidase activity.